CUCCGUACAAAUCCAUUACUACCAAAAAAAAAAAAAAAAAUCCAACAAAUUGAAAAGCAUCAAAGAAUUAAGAAGAAGAUUCAGAUUUAUUCUUCUUCUUCUUCGUCUUCUUCUCAAAUGGAAGCGGAUGUAUCUAUCAAUUUCUGCAAAACCCUAAAAAUUUCUCCUUAAAGUUUUCGUUUUGUCUUCAUCUUCUGAGGAAUUAGGUUUUGAGAAAUCUGAGGAAAAUAAAAAAGCUAUGAAUUCUGCAGUGCUUUUAUCGUUGCUCUUUCUAUUUGCUAAGUGUUUUAUGGCGACAGCGAAUGUUGUGCUCAUUGUGCACAACGCCACUUUCUCUUUCCAAGAUGUUGAAGCUAAUUUCGCUCCACCGGUUAAAGGUUCUGGGGAAUGUGGAGUAUUAUACAUGGCAGAGCCUCUCGAUGCAUGCUCAACAUUGACUAAUAAAGUUGAAAAAGCUUCCAAUUGCAGUUCCCCAUUUGUUCUGAUUGUUAGAGGAGGAUGUAGCUUUGAGGAUAAAGUUAGAAGAGCACAGACAGCUGGAUUCAAAGCUGCAAUUGUCUACGACAGUGAAGAUAGUGGUGUCUUGGUUGCAAUGGCAGGAAAUUCAGCCGGUGUAAAAAUAAAUGCUGUGUUUGUUUCUAAAGCUUCAGGUGAAAUACUAGCAAAAUACACUGGCUUAAUUGACAUGGAGCUUUGGAUUAUCUCAAGUUUCGAAAACUCAGCAUGGUCAAUCAUGGCAAUCUCUUUUAUUUCCCUACUUGCCAUGUCUGCAGUGCUCGCUACUUGUUUCUUCGUUCGUAGGCAUCGUAUAAGACGUGAACGGCCUCAAGCUUCUCGUGUGCGGGAAUUCCAUGGAAUGAGCAGUCGAUUAGUGAAAGCAAUGCCAAGUUUGAUAUUUACUGCUGUUUUAGAGGAUAACUGUACUUCAAUAACAUGCGCUAUAUGCCUUGAAGAUUAUACCGUUGGAGAGAAGCUUAGGAUUUUACCAUGUCGUCACAAAUUUCAUGCUCUCUGUGUGGAUUCAUGGCUUACUACCUGGAGAACCUUCUGUCCAGUUUGCAAGCGUGAUGCUAGAACUAACACAGGUGAUCCACCGGCUUCAGAAUCAACACCGUUGCUUUCAUCCAGCCCAGCCUCUGUGGCUUCUUCUGUGUUAUCGUCUAUGAGGUCAUCAUUUGCAUCAUCAUCAGCCAUACAAAUAGCACCAGCAUCAUCUCAAUCCCCUUCAGUUUCUCGCAUGCACUCUGUUGCUAGCACUCCUUACAUUCAGAACUCUCUUAGGUCCUACCACCAAUCCCCUCCCAUGCAUGUAAGCCGAAGCUCAGUAGAUCUCAGGAAUGCAUCAUCCCAAAGAUCUCAAGCUCCCCAUUUCAUUUCACCCCACUCAUUGGGUUACCCAUCCUAUUCACCAUAUAACUCACGAUUCAUGUCUCCAUAUAUUCCAAGCCCAAGCAGUGCAUCACCGAGCUUUGUCAGUUCAUCUGGUCGUCAGCAGCACCCUCUGCAUUGCAGCGAGUCAGCUGCAAGUUUUUCUCCCUUUGCUUCUGCCCAAUCUCUUCCAGAAUGCUGAGUUAAAUUUUAGCAUAUGUUUUGUAAGCUGGAUAGGUGCUGCUAAGAGCUCACCAGUGGGAGUUGAACCGACAUUCCUGAGAUCAUUUUUACCUCAAGCUUGCACUGUAAAGUUGUUGCGUCAUGAUUGGAUUCUAUUUGACAUAGUUGCUUGCUUACACCAGUUUUUAUAUCUCGAGUGGAACUUGUUGCGAUCUCACGUGUACAUUGUAGCAUAAGGUUUCCUUUUUGUUUUCAAGUGAUUAUUGUGGUUCUUUCAUUUGAGGUCUGUGAAGUGUCUGAUAAAAGCGUGACUGUAUUGUGCUGUACUUAGGGUCUAUUUGAGAUCCGUUUAUUUUGCUAGAACUGAAAACUUUGUGCUGAAAAUAUUGUAAAUAAAGGUGAAAAUUAGCUGAAAUAGUAUAGUGGUAUUUAUGAAUA
Molecule: messenger RNA, 1989 nt
Organism: Quercus robur (English oak)
Lineage: Eukaryota; Viridiplantae; Streptophyta; Magnoliopsida; Fagales; Fagaceae
Product: receptor homology region, transmembrane domain- and RING domain-containing protein 2-like
Exons: 4
Coding region: 239-1570 (443 amino acids)
Source: RefSeq, a predicted model, not a curated record